Molecule: messenger RNA, 840 nt
Organism: Aspergillus ruber CBS 135680
Lineage: Eukaryota; Fungi; Ascomycota; Eurotiomycetes; Eurotiales; Aspergillaceae
Product: GLTP domain-containing protein
Exons: 4
Coding region: 74-670 (198 amino acids)
Biological process (GO): intermembrane lipid transfer; ceramide transport
Cellular component (GO): cytoplasm; membrane; cytosol
Molecular function (GO): ceramide 1-phosphate transfer activity; ceramide 1-phosphate binding
Source: RefSeq, a predicted model, not a curated record
CUCCUCUCUUUCAUCAGUGCAGUUUGCUUCUCUUCAUAUCGUUUUUUGCAUUUUUCAUCCCAUCUCAAUAAUCAUGUCUACCUGGUUCGACACUAUCCAGAAGUCCUUCGCGGACGUCCCUGUUGAUGCCGCCAACGACAACGGAAUCUCGACCACCGAGUUCCUUGAGGCUGCUGAGUCGCUGACCACCUUGUUCGAUGUCCUUGGUUCUAAGGCAUUCACCCCCGUCAAGAGUGACCUGCUUGGUAACAUCAAGAAAGUCAAGGACAGGCAGCAGGCUGCUCCCGCCGAGUCUGCAACUCUGCAGUCUCUCGUCGUGAACGAAUUGAAGGAGAAGAAGCACACUGCCACAGAGGGAUUGGUCUGGUUGGUCCGUGGCCUUGACUUCACCGCACAAGCCCUCCGUCACAACCUCGACAACGCCAGCAAGGAGCUCGCUGACUCCUUCCGCGAAGCCUACGGCAACACCCUCAAGCCCCACCACUCGUUCAUCGUCAAGCCCAUCUUCAGCGCCGCCAUGUCCGCUACACCAUACCGGAAGGACUUUUACGUCAAGCUCGGCGAGGACAAUGCCAAGGUGCAGUCGUCUCUAGAGACGGAGGUGGCGGCCCUUCAGCAGAGGGUUGCCAUCCUCAAGGAGUUCUUGGACCGCAAGGAGGCCAAGUGGUAAAUGAUGAUACCAGAGUAAUAUGUUGACACGAACCUCGCGUGCCUGAUAUGUAGCAUAAUAUUUCGAAGCGAUGGUUGAUUGUUCAUGUAAAUAGCAGUUUGUCAAUUCUCAAUGCACAGUCAGACGAAUCAAUCGAAUCAAUCUAGAUAAAGGACUUACAGUUGCUCACU